This is a messenger RNA of Colletes gigas, 2778 nucleotides long. It is a transcript of the gene Naa15-16, whose product is annotated as N-alpha-acetyltransferase 15, NatA auxiliary subunit. Lineage: Eukaryota; Metazoa; Arthropoda; Insecta; Hymenoptera; Colletidae. Gene Ontology annotation, cellular component: cytoplasm; NatA complex. The record is from RefSeq and is a predicted model, not a curated record. Gene Ontology annotation, molecular function: protein binding; protein-N-terminal amino-acid acetyltransferase activity. Gene Ontology annotation, biological process: N-terminal peptidyl-methionine acetylation. Bases 158 to 2722 code for a protein of 854 amino acids. The transcript has 11 exons.
UGCGGCACCGUGAAUGUAGAACUUCCGGCGGAACAGCAUUGUCGCAGAUAAUCACGUGAUCGAGGAUCGACUUCUUCGUUUGUGGCCACGAGGUUUUUGUGGUGAAAAUUAAGUUUAUCGUGUGGAAAAGGCCCUAUAUUUUUGUAUUUAUACAAAAAUGCCCUCCAGCAAUCCCUUGCCACCCAAAGAAAAUGCCUUGUUUAAGCGAAUUCUGAGAUGUUAUGAACACAAACAAUAUAAAAAUGGGAUAAAGUUUGCAAAGCAAAUUUUAUCAAACCCUAAAUUUAGCGAACAUGGAGAGACCUUGGCAAUGAAAGGUCUCACUCUAAACUGCUUAGGUCGCAAGGAAGAAGCCUAUGAUCAUGUCCGGCGUGGUCUCAGGAACGAUUUGCAGUCUCAUGUUUGUUGGCACGUUUAUGGACUUCUACAGCGCUCGGAUAAAAAAUACGAUGAAGCCAUUAAGUGUUACAGAAAUGCCCUUAAGUGGGACAAGGAUAACAUACAGAUUCUUAGGGAUUUAUCACUGCUUCAAAUUCAAAUGAGAGAUCUGGAGGGUUAUAAGGACACAAGAUAUCAAUUAUUUAUGUUACGCCCCACACAGCGCGCAUCAUGGAUUGGUUUUGCGAUCUCAUAUCAUUUGUUAAAGGAUUACGAAAUGACCCUAAAAAUAUUAGACACUUUUCGGGAUUCUCCUAUGAUUUGUUAUGAUUACGAACAUAGUGAGUUGCUGUUAUACCAAAACAUGGUUAUCCAAGAAUCAGGGGAUUGUGAACAAGCUCUGAAACAUCUUGACAAGUAUAGUGAUCAAAUUUGUGAUAAAGUUACUGUAAAAGAAACAUACGGUAAAUUAAGACUACAAUUAAAACAAUAUGCAGCAGCGGUACAGGUUUAUAAGGAUCUUUUAAAUAUAAAUCCUGAAAAUACAACUUACUAUAUUAGGCUAGCAGAGGCUGAAAGACACGAAAAACCCGAAGAAACUUUAGCUAUGCUCCAAAGAUACGAAGAACUGUUUCCUCGAGCGCUAGCACCGCGUCGUUUACAAUUAAAUUACGCUUCAGGGCCUGAAUUUCAAACAUUAGUCGAUCGGUACUUACGAAGAGGUCUUCAUAAAGGUGUACCACCUCUGUUUGUAAAUCUUCGUUCCCUGUAUAGCAAUCAGCACAAAAGUUUUAUUAUUCUGACUUUGGUUCUACAAUAUAAGAAAGCAUUGAAGGAACAUGGGCAUUUUAGCAACGAAGAUAAAGAUAAUCCGCGAGAGCCUGCUUCCGCAUUACUGUGGACUUAUUACUAUUUAGCACAACAUUACGAUUAUCUUGGACUCACGGAAAAAGCACUGAACGAAAUCGAUGCUGCCAUAGAACAUACUCCUACUCUUAUAGAACUUUUUGUUACCAAAGGUCGCAUUUACAAGCACGCCGGUAAUGUUCAAGAAGCUUACAAGUGGUUGGACGAAGCACAAGACUUAGAUACCGCGGAUCGAUAUAUCAACUCGAAAUGUGCCAAGUAUAUGUUGCGCGCGAAUCUUAUCAAGGAAGCGGAAAAGACAUGCGAGAAGUUUACGAGAGAGGGUGUCCUAGCUAUGGAAAAUCUAAACGAAAUGCAGUGCAUGUGGAUUCAAACGGAAGCCGCCAAUGCUUACCAACGUCUUGGGAAAUACGGAGAAGCGUUGAAGAAAUGCCACGAAGUCGAUAGGCAUUUUUCCGAAAUCAUUGAAGAUCAAUUCGACUUUCAUACUUACUGUAUGAGAAAGAUGACUUUAAGAUCAUACGUGGGUCUUUUAAGGUUAGAGGAUGUGCUUCGAGCUCACCCAUUUUAUUUCAAAGCAGCGAAAUGUGCAAUGGAAGUUUACUUACGGCUGCACGACAAUCCUUUGCCCGAUCCAACGCAGGCGCAAGAAAUCGACACUGAGAACUUGGCGCCGUCCGAACUGAAGAAAUUGAGAAACAAGCAGAGGAAGCAACGCAGAAAGGCUGAACUGGAACGACAACUGGCUGCUCAAGCUCAAGAAAAGAGGGAACAACACAAUAAAUCGCGGCAACAGGCCGAUCCCGAUUUAGAGCAACCCACGCUAGAUGAACUUAUACCGGAGAAAUUGGAAAGGGUCGAGGACCCCCUGGAACAGGCGAUCAAGUUUUUACAACCGCUGCAGAAAUUGGCAGCGAAUAGAAUAGAGACACAUCUUAUGGCGUUCGAGAUCUACAUUCGCAAAGGUCGCAAGUUGCUGAUGUUAAAGUCGAUAAAACGCGCACAUGGGCUGGACCCGAACAAUCCAGACCUUCACUCGUGUCUGGUACGCUUUAUGUUGCACAUUUCUCGCUCGCCGUUGGUAGGAGCGGUACGCGAAGUCGUGAAACGGCAAACCGCCGGUAUAUACAGGAGUUUAACGCCGAUGCAAUUGAACAGAGAAUUCCUGAAGGCGAAUCGAAAUUCAUUGCCGCAUCUCCUUCAGGCCGCGAAGAUGAUGUACGUGAUCGAUCCAGCCGAGCAUGCAAAAGCUCUGUUCCUCGUGUUAAACUUUGAUCUCGAAUCGGUAACGUUGCAGGAUUGCACGAAAGUGCUGGAAUCGUUACGCAACGGCGAACUGGGACCAUUCUUGCCCUCGUUGCUCGACGAUUUCGUGGUGCGAUGCCAUAAACGUUUUCCGUACGCGACCGCGUUCCGACCGCCGGAAACAAAGGUGACGGCCAAUCACCAAGAGAAAGAGAAUUUCAUCAAGAACUGAUCCAGGCACGCGCUCGUCAGCGUCGCUGAAUCUCUUUGUAGUUAGACGAGGCAAUG